AUGAAGCUUUUGAUGGCGACGAGGAUCCGACUGAAAAUAAACUGGCUUCGCCAAAACGCACUGAGCCGCGUGAGAAGCGAAAAAACCGGAAGUGAUGUAAGUCUUUAUUACAUGUCAAGUGACUAUCAUCAUGACAGCCUGACAGACAAUAUGCCCCGUAUUCGUCACCAGGAGAGUGAGAGUGAAGGCGCCAGUAACACGUACGGGGACGAUGACAUCGACAACAUCCUUGACACCCAACACACCGCCGUCGCCGACACUAGCAUGUCAAUGGACAUGAACGAAGCAUUUGAUGAAAUGUUGAUCGGAGUUACUUCAGACUGUAAAGGUUUGGACGAGCUGAACAAAGAGAGCACUACAGACCCGGAUCAUGUCCCCGGUGAUGUCGGUGUUGAAAAUGUGACUGUUGGUGUGGUGGAGCAUUACGAGGAGCCAGGGACUCCCGGAAGUGAUCGUUCGAUAACUCUGGAGCCAUACCGCGAGGGGAGACGCCCGCCCUGGAUGGACGAGGAUGAUCUCUCACCCAGGUCUGCUCAUGGUGAUAGCUCACUACAAACAACUCACCUUGACCAUCCUGGCAACUCAAGUAAUGUUCAAUUUGGAACAGAAAUUGAUAAAGGUUUUGAAGAAGCUCUAGCUUUAAACUACGCAGCAGGGUAUGGACCAGGAGGUUUAGGGUUGUGUUUUGAAUCCAUCAGAGAAGAACCUGAAGACACUGUCAGCGAAGAUGCCGCAGAGGCUGAAAUAAUUGAAGCCUCUGUGUUCAAGACUCAAGCUGUUGUGUCAUCGAGGUCAUCCUCCAGAGCAAGCUCUAUCUCAGAUCGUCCUGGUCUUGACGACAGCCGGUCUGACACCGUCCCGAUCAACGGCGUUGCUGAACCAAUCGCUGAGGAAGGUUCCGACGAGGAGCUAGGGCAGUACGAGAAGAAUUAUAAAGGUCCCUUAACAAGCUUCGGUCGCUUCUAUAACAACUCUACAACAGAGAACGUCAACGGUCUGACGCCUUUCAGGACGUUUGGUUAUUCCGAGGAUGGCCCUCCGGCCUCGCCUCACUGUAACGCGAACAGUGUAGACCAACAUGUGUUUAAAUAUAAUAAUGAUGAUAAUAAUGAGAACCAUGGCAACCAGGAACAUUUAAAACCAGUAGAACAUAUCGACCACAAUGAUUCCUUCUACUCGGAGCACGAACCGUCCGCUGCUAGACAGAGGUUCACCUUCUCUGAAGCCAAUGGGCAAACUGGAUCAGACGAUCACACUUACUAUUUCGACGGUAAAGAUGGCGCCUGGUCCAACCCUGACAUGCCGUCUCCCAAACCAGCUAUCCAGAGUCUAGGGCCCUGGCCCGAGAACGAGGAUGAUUUGCAGGAUUUUGAUAUGUCUUUCGAUUCGGAUUUUUCCGAGGUGUCCACUUCAAACAGUCAGUCGGAUGUUAGCAAACCACAAGUCAAAGGGUUCGUGACAUCCACGGUGUCUAGUCACGCAGUAAACGGGGAACCCCCGGGGACAGAUAAGAAUGCUGCGUUUUUCUGAUGUACAUAUGUAAAACUAAACGUUAGACACGGUAACUGAGGCGCGGAAGUCUUCCUGCAUACAUAACUUCCAACCUAACAGUUAUUCGUACAGUAUAUCACGACAAGAUAUGAAGCUGGUGAGCCAAAAUAUUAACUUGCACCAGGUGCAAGAUUGCAUUAAUAUGAGUUUGCACUAGGUGCAAGAUUGCAUUAAUACGAGGUUGCAUUAGGCGCAAGAUUGCAUUAAUACGAGGUUGCACUAGGCGCAAGAUUGCAUGAACAUGAGGUUGCAUUAGGUGCAAGAUAGCAUUAAUAUGAGGUUGCACCAGUGCAGGUUCCAUGUGCGAAAAUCGAGCCAUGUUAAGGUUGGUCAUGAAUGCUGCUGAACACACGUUUCUUAAUCAAAACCUCGGUGUCGAGUGUAGGAUCAGUAUUUGGUGCAUUAGUUUAACGAUAUAUUCAGAUUCAGGGGGAAGUGGUGUUUAGACGUAUAAGUGUCUGAGAUAUUGAGUAUGUGUGUUAGCGUCGGUAAGCUCUGUGGUAGUCAUCUAUGACGUGGAUCAUGAAACAGAACCUGGAUUCAUGAAGUCACAGAUGCUUCAGCCAAGGAUUCGGAUUAGCGGAUUCUAUCACUGGAAUACAAUUGUGUGCGUCUUUGUUGUAGUGCUGUGACCGGAGUGAAAAAUACGUCGUUGAUCCGGGUAGGUGUAACACGUGGCAAUAGGUAACGAAUCAUGUUUUAGCAGCGCCACCUAGAUACAACAUGGCGACUGUGAGAUAGCGCGGGACGUUGUGUAACUUCCGACGAGUAACUUUGUGGAGCCAUGUUUAGAUAGACGUCAGUGUUGAAGGAGACGGUUCAGUGUGUGUGUGGAGUCAAGGUUUGACAAUAACAUUGAGUAGAGGUAGGGUUGUAUGUUAGAACGCAGGAAGAAGUACCGUAUUCCCUCCAUUAAGAGACGCGGGAUAACGACUGGGGAUGAGAGAUUGGUCUCUUCAUACGCAGAUCCACAAGGGUCAUCCCACCCACUUCUUUCUUUUUUUGAUACAGGGAUGUGUAUUCAGGGAUAGAGCCCCUCCCCGACCCUCCCCUUUCUGGGAGUGACAUUCUAUAGACAAA
Messenger RNA from Haliotis rubra (blacklip abalone), 2631 nucleotides. RefSeq lists its product as uncharacterized. The coding region runs from base 1 to 1530 and encodes 509 amino acids. The transcript is spliced from 2 exons. The record is from RefSeq and is a predicted model, not a curated record. NCBI's taxonomy places the organism in Eukaryota, Metazoa, Mollusca, Gastropoda, Lepetellida, Haliotidae.